GACAUACAUCAAGUGUAAUUAACAGACUGCCCCUCUCUGAAAGCUCGAUAUCACAUAAUCUUUCUCACACCUUCAACAAAGGAUAAACAAAUUGGUGUUGGAAGAUGCCUGCAACUGGAGUUGCCAGCAAUUUAUUAUGCCAUUAUUUGCCAGUUUUGAUACGCAAUAACCAUGAUGUUUUGUUGGACCAUGCCUGGUGCACUGCAGUGUUUUUAGAACUGUGUGUCGAUCUUCUCAUGACAUCUGCAUCACAGAUAAGACAAUGUUUGGGCCGACUGCGUGAUAUAAAGGCAGGAAAUCGGAAGCAGAGGAAAGAAGAGGGCAAUGAAAAAAAAGAACAUACACUUUAUGAACGAGUUUGGGGAAUGUUUUUGAAGUCUCAUACCUCCGAUCGUGAAUGCACAUGGCACUGUAAAAACGUUGUAUACAAACGCCUUUCUGUGAGUUUAGCCAUCAUGCAAAAAAAGUUCUUUCAAGAACUGUGCCUAGCCGUUCUUUAGAGAAAAGUACGAUAUCACUUUCAACCGAUCAUAAACAAGGCUAACAUUGCUGUAAAA
Gigantopelta aegis is the source of this 557-nucleotide messenger RNA. RefSeq lists its product as uncharacterized. The record is from RefSeq and is a predicted model, not a curated record. Bases 105 to 500 code for a protein of 131 amino acids. The transcript has 2 exons. Lineage: Eukaryota; Metazoa; Mollusca; Gastropoda; Neomphalida; Peltospiridae.